Molecule: messenger RNA, 5115 nt
Organism: Orcinus orca (killer whale)
Lineage: Eukaryota; Metazoa; Chordata; Mammalia; Artiodactyla; Delphinidae
Gene: C1QTNF6
Product: C1q and TNF related 6
Exons: 3
Coding region: 1598-2398 (266 amino acids)
Molecular function (GO): protein binding
Source: RefSeq, a predicted model, not a curated record
CUCAUCCCAACUUGGACUCCAGUCUGCUGUCCGACCUUGAGCCAAAGAUUCCCUGCCCUCCCUGGUCACAGUGUCCCUGCUGGACAGAUUCAGGAAUUGGAUUAGAUCAUCUCUAAGGGUCCUUCUAGGCCUGGAUAUUCUGCUGUGUGUUUAUCCCCCAAAGUAAUAAAAAAACAGAAGCUCAGAGAUGGGAGAUGGUCAGGGACACACAGCCAGGGCUGUUCUAUCCUCCACACUUUGCCCAGCUGUGAGUGGGGCCUGGGGCUUAGUGCCCCAAGCCCCAGACUUCAGUAAGUCCCCCUAGGUCGCUGCGUUCCUGUGCCUCCUGAGAGCGACAAUGUCACCACCUCUGUCUGCCCAGGGGGCAGGCCCUGAAUUGCAACCUUUGCCCGCAGCCGUGCCCAGCUGUGCCAUCGUGGGAGCUCCGGUAGGACGGGGAGCACUUCCAUCCUGUAGGGUUGUGGUUCCUCUUCACUAACUGUGUGACCCUGUGAAAGUCACAUCAGCUCCCACCACUAGCUCCCUUUCCCAAGAAGAGUAAGAAAAUGGAUGUAAAUACCCUUGGCUCCCAAAAACCCCUGCAAAGGUGAAGCCUGGCCCAGGCAGUAAGUACUCAACAAAUGUAGCAUGAGAGGGGGCUAGAGGGCGAGGGAUGUUUGAGAGAAUCUUUGCACAGGGGUCUCUGAGCCCAGGGAACCAGGACUGCAGCCUUUGCAAAGCCUCCUGCAGCCUAACCAGAAGGAAGCAGAGGCCCAGGGGCAUUCUGUACAGGCUGCCCUCCUGUGACCUUCUUGGGGGUCAUUUCCACGGGCGGAUUGGCUGUAGAAGACCAGGAAGAUGGAUAAUCAUGGCAGCAUUUCCAGGCAGAGGAGGAGGACUUUGGUGUCCAUUGGAGGCGGGGCUGUUGACCCGGCUGCCACCCUUACCUGAUACUCUUACCUGAUCUCGGAGCUGGCACGGAUGGGGCUGGGGACUGGAGUUCUACAGACAGCUAGGGUCUGAGAGGGGAAGGGAUUGGCCAGUGGGUGCCAGUGCCAGGAUUUGAACCUGAGGCUACUGGGCUGGUGCCCGUGCCCCCUCCGUGCGGCCUGCCUCAGUGACUCAGAGCUAACGAGCUCUUCAGCCUAGGCUGGAGCCCCCGGCAUGGCGAUUCCAGCACUGCCUUCCCUUCCUGAGCAACUUCUGGGGCUCCCUGCCCUUCCCCCUUCUCAGCCUCGAGUUCCCAUCAGGGGCCUCAGACCCCUUCCUGCUGGAGCUUUACGGGGUCUCUGAAUGAAACAAGACCCUCUAGGACCACCAGAGAGUUAAGACAAGGAAAUCCUCAGCUCCCUUUAUCUCCGGAGAACCCAGAGGCUGGAGGGGAGGGAGCAGGGAGCAGGGGAAGCGGGAAGCCAGCUCAGCCCGCCCCCUCCGCCCUCCCUCCCUCCCUCUGCUCUGCCUCCAUCCCUUUCUCCCUCCCUCCUUGGCCAGCCCGCAGGGCCUGGGGUUCUGGGCCAGCAACAAGUUAUAAUUGCAAACAUGGACCAAGGAACCAGAGGCGGCCCAGAGGCCCGGGGUCUGUGAGCUGCUGUUUGAGGCUGCAGGACACUGGGUCGCCAUGGGGAUAGCUGCCCUGGGCCUCCUCUGGGCAGUGCUCGUGCCCCCUCUCUCUGUGUUUGGAAUCCCCACCGAGGAGCCCACCUCUGGGGAAGCCGUGGCCUCUAGUUCCCCUGGGCUCUGUCGACGGUGCUGUGACUCUGAGGACCCCCUGGUCCUUGCUGAUGCUGCACAUACGUCCUUGGCCUCUCCGUCUGCCCUCCCGUACAUGCUGCCUGAGGUCAGGCCCUACAUUAACAUCACCAUCCUGAAGGGUGACAAAGGGGACCGAGGCCUGCUGGGCUCGCCCGGGAAGCUGGGCAGGGAGGGCCCCCGGGGGGAGCGCGGCCCCCAGGGCAUCAAGGGCGCCAAGGGGCAAGCAGGCAGCCCUGGCGGCCCAUGCCAGAUGCGCUUCUCAGCCUUCUCGGUGGGCCGCAAGACGGCCCUGCACAGCAGCGAGGGUUUCCAGCCGCUGCUCUUCGACACGGUCUUCGUGAACCCGGACGGGCACUUCAACCUGGCUGCCGGCCACUUCGUCGCCCCCCUGCGCGGCCUCUACUUCUUCAGCCUCAACGUGCACAGCUGGAACUUCAAGGAGACCUACGUGCACGUCGUGCACAACGACGAGGCAGCCGUCAUCCUGUACGCGCAGCCCAGCGACCGCAGCAUCAUGCAGAGCCAGAGUGUGAUGCUGGCCCUGGCACCCGGCGACCGUGUUUGGGCGCGGCUCUUCAAGCGUGAGCGUGAGAACGCCGUCUACAGCGACGACAUCGACACCUACAUCACCUUCAGCGGCCACCUCAUCAAGCCUGAGGACGAUUAGUGCCUCCCAUGGGGCAGCUCUGGCCUGGGGUGGCCACGGGCAGGUCUGUGCCCUGCGGGGCCUCAGUUUGCCUCUCUGUAAAGUUGGCCCUGGGACCUGGCAUUCUGGGCAGCCUUCCUCCUCUUUCCUUCCCUCCAUCACCCCUCCCAGUCUGUUCCUGCCUCUCUCCUCUCUUGGACAUUUUCAGAAACCUCCUAACCUCAAUCUUCUAGAACUUUCCCAACCUUUUAGACCAGCACUUUUCAAACUUGAAUGUGCAUCUGUAUCACCCAGGGAUUGUGUGAAAAUGCUGGUUCUGAUCCAGCAGGUGUGGCGUGGGCCCAGGAUUUUGCAUUUCUAGGACGUUCCUGGGUGAUGCUGGUCUAUGGACCCCACUUGAGUAACCAGGUCCUAUAAUUUUCACAACAUUCUGGAAUCUUCCAAACAUUCUAGAAUCUUCCCAACAUCCUUAAAUUCUCUCACCCUUCUAGGACACCCCCUCCUCUUGUCUCUUGCGCCUUCUUCCUUCUCUCUGAGCUCCUGUCUGUGCCCCGACUUGUGCAGCCGCAGUUCAUUUAUUCAGUCAUCAAACACUCACUGAGCGCCUGCUCUGUGCCAGGCUCUGGGAAGGCUGAGGUGAACCAGACACAGGCCCUGCUCUCGGUGAGCACCCAGUCCAGCCAGGGUGGGGAGACACAGAUUCUGAAACUAGACCCAGAGAAACACAUGGGUCUCUGAUCACACAAGUCUGUGUUCUGGGCAUUCAGGCACUGUGGCCCCCCAUUACCCACCACUCCCCAAGGCUGGCAGGAUAGGGUACCCCAGGUGGGGGGUAUCCUCUGCCUGUUCCUUUCUUUUUUUCCCAAUGCCCAUCAUUAAAGCAAACCCAGGGGGGCCUUGGUCAGGGGAAAGGUGCUGUGAGGAGAGGACCCAGGGGUUAGGGGGCAUUUUGGGGUAAGGGGGCCCAGACCCAUAGCUCCCCACACGGCUGGGAUGGAAGCCUGUGAGGACUCCUACCCCCCUCAGCACACGCCCUCCCUGCCCCGCUGCUGGGCGGCUGUCAGGGCCGUGCUCAGCCCACUUUGCCAAAGGUGCCUGGGCCUCAGUUCUCCCAGGCUCCCAGCCACUGUCAGACACUGUCGUCUGUCCCCAGGUGCUCUGACCUCCUUGGUGUCUCUCGCCAGCCCAGUGCCUCCGGCUCUCCAGGUGUUGAGGCCCCGGGUGGGCAGCUCCUGCCCAGCAGAGCCGCCUCUGGCCCGCUGCUGCCUUUACAAAUGCUGCCGGGCAAUGAGCCAGGACAGAGGGCACCGGGCUUUGGACCCCUCAGCAGGUCUGGGGAACCAAAGCGAGCAACGUUCCAGGUCAAUUGGGGGGACCCUCCUCUGAGCCAUGAUGCCAAGGGAGGCGCUGGGCGAGGCUGAGGCCAAGUGAGGGACAUCAGGACUUCUGUCCCUUCCCCCUCUCCCAGGGUGGGACAGCCUGGUGGCCCCCAGCCUUCCCCUCCCGCAACCCCAGGUGGCCCGAAUCUCUCCCCAGAGGGAGAGGGCCUCCGCCCGUUGGUGCUUAUGUGGACUCCGGGGCAGAGGUGGCCCCGGUGGUGGUCUCUGGUGCUUACUCAUAGCCGGGGGAGCCAUGGCUGCAUGGCUGGGGGAUGGCAGCAGGGCCUGACCCGGUGCCGUGAAGGCUGGUCCUGUACAACCACCCCCAGCCCGACUUCACCCCUGCCCUGCUUGUCCAGCAUGAUUAAAAGUUGUGCGUCUUCUUGGCAAUCCAGCCUGGCUCUUUCUGCUCGGUUUCCUUUGCCCACCUUGGGAGGGCAGCCCAUCCUGUUCUGCUGGGCCCAGGUUCAGGAUCCCAGAGGGACCAAGGCAGCCCAGGGCUCCAUUCCACGUGCUCGCCACGCACAAAAGAACCAGCCCGCCUCGGUCACUCACUCAGCUGCUGUGCCUUGGAGGCAGUGGAACCAGCUCAGGGUCUAUUGUGCGGUGCCCUGGCUGUGGCCCUGGGAAAGUCCUCACACCUCGGAGCCUCAGUCUCCUUGUCUGUAAAAUGGGAAUGGGGAUCACCUAUCUCAUGGUGUGGCCAUAAGGAUUAGAAGAGAGGUUGCCCGGUGAGCACUGCAUUCCUCCUUUUUAAAAAAAAAAAAAAUUAAUUAAUUAAUUUUUAGCUGCGUUGGGUCUUCGUUGCUGUGUGCCAGCUUUCUCUAGUUGCGGUGAGCGGGAGCUACUCUUCGUUGCGGUGCAUGGGCUUCUCUUGUUGCGGAGCAUGGGGUCUAGGCGCGUGGGCUUCAGUAGACGUGACACGCGGGCUCAGUAGUUGUGGCUCGCGGGCUCUAGGGCGCAGGCUUAGUAGCUGUGGCGCACGGGCUUAGUUGCUCCGUGGCAUGUGGGAUCUUCCCGGACCAGGGCUCGAACCCAUGUCCCCUGCCUUGGCAGACAGGUUCUUAACCAUGGCACCACCAGGGAAGUCCCUGCAUUCAUCCUUUGAACCACAGCUACCGAGCACCUACUGUGUGCUGGGUAUGCUGCUAGGCUUGGAGGCUGCAAUUGCAGGCACAAGCCAUCACCUCCCCAUGGAGAACACCCAUGGAGUUUAUGUUCCAGUGAGGCACCUGAACGUGCUGAACGAAUCACAGAUCCUACCUGGGGCUCCUGUCUCCUGUUUUGUGUGUAAUAUUUGCCAGAGAACAGCUGUAUAUUCUCUGGUGGGAAAAUGCUCCACAUCCUACAACGGGCAGU